AUGGCUGGAGCUAUCCAGCUAGUGGUGCUGUGUGCCCUUCUACUGCCUUGUGUGGAUGUGUCACUGGCUCAAGUGAAUGCUACACAGAUGGCAGUAGCAGUGUAUGAGACACUGAGUCCAUUCAUGACUGAAAUGAGGGAGAGUCUUGCUGCUGUUAAGACUGAAAUGAGAGAAGGCCUGGCUGCCGUUAAGACUGAAAUGGCUGCUGUUAAAACUGAAACGAGGGAAGAAGAGUUGGAAGCACUCAAUACGAUUGAUCUUAAACUGGACUUACUGGAUGCCAAACAGGACACACUGGAUGCCAAACAGGACACACUGGAUGCCAAACAGGACACGUUGGAUGCCAAACAGGACACGUCAGCUGAGAAUCAUGUGACAUUGAUUGAAUCCCAACUGACUUCAGUCAAUGCUAGUAUUGGAAAUGAGCUGCGAAUGGUGAAAAGACUCCUUUCAAAGAAUGACACAGCUGCAUGUGAAACAUCUGAGGUUGAUACUCACCCUGAAGACCUGUUACAAACUCUCCUGAAUAGCCAGAGUGAACUAGAGCUAAGGGUUCUGAGUAACAUCACAAAGGAGCUGGAGAUGUCAGCUGAAUAUCAUGUGACGGCAUUUGAAUCUACACUGGCAUCUGGACUGUCUUCGUGGAUGCUGUUAAAAGUCCUCAGCAACAAUACAAAGGAACUAAGGCGGUCAGCUGAGAUUCAUGUGACUGCAAUUGAAUCCCAACUAACACUAGUGGAUGCUGGCAUCCGGAACGAACUAAGGAAAAUUGAAAGUCAGAUUUCAAAGAACAGCACUGGACCAGAGAGAGUCGAGUUGGAGAUAUUCUCAAAUGAAGAUGUACUAGAGACACUGGUGUCAGUCAAUACCAGCAUCUCUGGACAAGUGAGGCACAUCAAUGAAGGUCUGGAGCAUAUCAGUAGCUCUGUGGACAGUGUGAUAGUCGGACUACAGGAAUGUGUUGUUGGCGGUGGGCAGAACUAUUCAAGACAACCACUGGAAGAGUGUAAGGAGGUUGGAGACGUGUGGCCUACCUGA
This is a messenger RNA of Geodia barretti, 1038 nucleotides long. The record is from the annotation of a GenBank genome assembly. NCBI's taxonomy places the organism in Eukaryota, Metazoa, Porifera, Demospongiae, Tetractinellida, Geodiidae.